Sordaria macrospora k-hell is the source of this 1938-nucleotide messenger RNA. RefSeq lists its product as uncharacterized. Gene Ontology annotation, molecular function: ATP-dependent protein folding chaperone; ATP binding. Lineage: Eukaryota; Fungi; Ascomycota; Sordariomycetes; Sordariales; Sordariaceae. The record is from RefSeq and is a predicted model, not a curated record.
AUGAGCUUCACACUGCCCAUACUACCGCCAACUUCUCCAACAAGUCAGAGAAACAGAGAUAGUAGGAAUUAUUUUACAAACAGCUAUAGCCCCCCAGCUUCAACCGAAGCCAUCAAUGGCCCGGUGAGGCAGCGGACGAAAGAGCCGGCCCCAAUCAGUGAUCGGCUGAUUGUUGGCGUUGACUUUGGCACUACUUUCUCUGGUGUUGCUGCCGUAUAUACAGGAACGCCCGAUGAUGUAGAGAUUAUCAAGACCUGGCCGGGCGGCAAUGGCAUCACAUCCGACAAGGUCCCUACCGAGCUCUCGUAUGCAGAGGUCCCGGCCAAUGCGCCGCCAGGCGCCGCGCCGGUUGUGAAAUGGGGCUUUCAGUUCCGACCGGAAGAGUCGCGGAUACGAUGCGUCAAGCUCUUCCUCGACCGGUCCCAGAAGCUGCCCUUCUACGUCAACCCCAAGGAGACGGCCACGCAGCUGAAGAACAACAAGAAGACCGUCGUCGACGCCGUGAGCGACUACCUGACGCAGAUCUACAGGCACACCAUGGACACGCUGACGCGGCGUUACGGCGAGUCGUUCAUGGCGUCGACAAAGGUUGACUUUGUCCUGACGUGCCCGGCUGUGUGGUCGGAUGCGGCCAAGAACGCGACCCUCCAAGCGGCCGAGAGGGCCGGGAUGGGCGCCCAAUCGCAGAUUCAGAUGAUCAGUGAGCCGGAAGCCGCGGCCGUGUAUACGUUGAAGGCUAUCCAGCCUAAUCAUCUGAAGAUUGGAGACAACUUUAUUGUUUGUGAUGGUGGUGGUGGUACUGUCGAUUUGAUCGCAUACAAGAUCGUUUCACUAGGGCCGAUUCGGGUCGAGGAGUCUGCUGUUGGAACAGGUGGGCUUUGCGGAAGUGCUUUCCUCAACUACCGGUUUGAGGAGCACGUCAAGAACCGGUUGGGGGCUAGCCGGUUCGAGGAGGUCAAGACCAAGAAGGGCAAGUCAUGGCAGAUGGCGCUCAAGCACUUUGAGGAGUUUGUUAAACGAAACUUCAACGAGGAAGAGUAUCAGGAGAUUAACGUUCCAUUCCCCGGUCUCCCCGAUGACGAAGAAAUCGGUCUCGACUGCGGAUUCAUGAUAAUGACGGCGGCCCAAGUCAAAGGCAUCUUCGACCCCGUCGUCAAGGAGGUCUGCGACCUUGUCCAGGGGCAAGUCGACAACCUGCGCGGCAAAGGCCAGACCGUCUCGGGCAUCAUUCUAGUUGGCGGCUUCGGCCAGAGCGACUACCUCUACCGCAAGCUCAAGAGCCACUUCACCAGCACCAUGGCGCCGCCACCCUACACCGAAGUUCCGACGCAACAGGGCCCGCAUCUGACCGGGUCCCUCAUCGGGAGCAACAACAACUCGAUCGAGGUGAUGCAGCCCGUGUAUGCGUGGACGGCCGUCGUGCGCGGCGCGGUCCUGCGCGGGCUGGAGGGAAACAUGGUCAUCUCGCGCAAGGCGCGGAUGCAUUACGGGACUUCGUACGCGACGGUGUAUGAUGAGGAGAAGCACAGCGUUACCGAACGUUACUGGAGUCCCUUGUGGGAGAGGUGGAUGGUUAGUGAUCGGAUGCAGUGGCAUAUUGCCAAGGGCGAUACCAUAUCCCCCCAAAACCCCAUAGCCUUCCACUACACGCGCAACUUCCGCCCUGGCCAAUCGCUCGUGGUCACGGACGACCUGAUCGCGUGCGAGUCCGACGAGCCGCCCAAGUCGUACACGCGCGACCUGAUCAAGGUGUGCACGCUGACGACGGACCUGGGCGCGGUGCCCAGGAGUCUGUUUACGCGAUUGACGACGACCAAAGGGGUCGAGUUUGACAACCUCGACUUUACGCUCGAGAUGAUUGUCGAUAGUGCUGGGCUGGGGUUUGAGCUCAAGGUUGAUGGGGUUAGGUAUGGGAGGGUUGAUGCUGAGUUUGAUUAG